AUGGGGAUGGGAACCAUGGGGCGGCACCGGAGGCCCUACGGCGACCGGGACGACCCAGCCCGCGCUGAGACAGCAUGGAGCAUGGCCGGCGCGCGACUGCAGCAAGGAGAUCACGGCCAGUAUAGAGAGCGAUCUGAUAUCCCCGAACUUGCAAAACUAACAACUAAGAAAAGAAAAAACACCCACGCACCAGGCCACGAACUGCCCACACUCCCACCCGACCCCCAUUCCCCCCGAUGCCCUGCCGCCACGGCGACCUCCGAGAUCCCGCCAUGGCGCGACCUUCUGGCGCCGCCUCCCCCGCCUCCUCCUAGAACCAGCGCCACAGACCUGCCUCCUUCCGGCGUGCCGCCGACCUCGGCCCGCCCCAACCGACGCCGCCUCCUUCCGGCGCGCCGCCGACCUCGCCCCAGCUCGACCGACCUCACAUCAUCCUUUGCCGGCGACGGCCGGACCCCCGCGGCCGCGCUUCUAAGCUCUCCUUCUUCCUUCUCCUCACCCUCUCAUCGGCGCAGCAGCGCCCUAAAUCCUACGCGCAUCCCCACGCCGCCACCAGGGCCUGGAACCCCAGAUGUCGUCGCCGGUCUAGGAUCCUGGCGCGCGGCCACGGGGCUAUGGAUUCCCGUGUGCACCGCAUGGACCUGGAUCCCACACGCCACCGUUGCGCCAAAGGAUCCCCACACGCCGCCGCCGCCUACCCAAAGCGCCUCCACCGGCCGACAGCUCGGCGCUCCAUCAGUCCCAAUGGUGGAUCCAUGGUGGGCUGCUGGAUCUCGUCCCCUCCUCUGCGUGGAGCCCUGCUGGAGGCCCUCCUCCUCGACAGGAUGCUGUCCACCUAGGGCCAGUGGGAGCAAGCCGCCGUGGCUCUCCGAUGCUCCGGUGAGGACCAGUGCGCCCUCCUGUCCUCUGCUUUUAUCUGUGCGCAGCUAUGUGUCUCGCACCAUGGCUUGCCCCUGCUGCUGCUGGGAACAGUCAAAUUUGUGAUUGGCUUCGAAGACGUUCCACGAAGUCCCACUACAUGUAUACGUCAUGUUCUUCAGAGAUGUUCCGUGAAGUUCUACUACUGCUGAGCGACACUGUGGGCUCGUGUGUGCGGGUGCCAGUAUGGUGUGCUUGGUUCAUGUGUGCCUUGCAAGGUGCAUGUUUGCCAUGCUGGAUGCUGGCCAGCUCGCUCUUCCUGUGCAUCCAUGCUGCUCUAACCACACUUGUAAGCAGCAGCUAGUUCUCUCUCCGUGUGUUUAUUAAAAAAAGGAAGACCCCAAAUCAAUAAAAGAGCAUCAUGUUCUAGGGCAUGCGUGUUGA
Molecule: messenger RNA, 1302 nt
Organism: Triticum aestivum (bread wheat)
Lineage: Eukaryota; Viridiplantae; Streptophyta; Magnoliopsida; Poales; Poaceae
Product: mucin-2
Exons: 4
Coding region: 1-984 (327 amino acids)
Source: RefSeq, a predicted model, not a curated record